Seminavis robusta is the source of this 1485-nucleotide messenger RNA. Lineage: Eukaryota; Bacillariophyta; Bacillariophyceae; Naviculales; Naviculaceae. The record is from the annotation of a GenBank genome assembly.
AUGACGAAGAAGUUGUUUUCGCGCCAAAGAUCGGGCGGUGCCCCGCCAUUGUCUCCCCUGAUGAGACGGGCGUUUCAUCGCAAUUGUAGUAGUGCUAAAACUAGCCCCAUGCCCGCGGAUAAGCCCAUGGCGAGACAGCCCAAGGAAGAACAGCAGCCUAACGAACCCAAGACUCCUGUAGUUCCUGUGGGACGAGGCCGCUUGGACACGGAAGACACGCUUCGAAUGAACAACCUGAACUUACCCUCGCUACUGUUGGACGAUGAUAAUCCGUUUCUGGAAUGUCACUUGCAGUAUACCCCUGAUGCCGUCAAGCGGGCGGUCAAGCAACAAUCGCUCGCAGCAGCAGAAGAGACGGUAGAUUGUCCCUCUACGGUCUCAUCUCUGGGGGAUGGAUCCUUCAAGAGGCCCCCGGCAACGCCUGCUAGUAGACAGCAAGAGCAACAGCAGCAGCAGAUGCAAGCGGCAGGUACGCCGGAGCAACCCUUUGCCCCUCCCAAGGUGAUUUCGUUUCGAGUCGAAGCAGAAAUUCCGGAUUGGUUGUUGGGCACUGAUGAUGAUGAUGAUGAUGUGCCCAAUACCGGUAGUGAUUCCAUCUUGGAAAAUGAUGAUAAGGACGAUUUGGAUAAGGAGGGCUGUGACAGCAUCAAGCAAACCAACACGGCUACCACCCUGACAGACGAUGACAACACGGCCGAAAAUCACCUGCCGUUGCCCCCUCAGAUGCCUUACCGACCACACCGACAUUAUGUCGAGCAACAUUGGAAUGCACAGCCCAUGGCGCCUGUGGAUCCAUUCGCUCCCCGUGCUAGUAUCAUGACACCACGAACAUUGGGAAUGCUACAACCACAGCCCUGCAUGCCCCCACACGUCUGGACGGGAGUGCCGUCCCCUGCCAAUCCCCGACCAACCAUUGGACGGCACAAGAGCGCGUCUUGUGCGGCCCUGUUUCCCACUCGAACAACCCCUCAGUCUACGAGUACUACUACUACUACUACGAAGCAAGUGUUUCCACCUCCAUCUCCCGGUGGAACCUUGUUGAGUAUGAAUCAUAGCCACAGCAGUCACGCGCCGUCCUUUCGUCAUGCAACGCCUCGACGAACGACGCUGGUACGUACCAUGACGCCCACUACUACCAAAUCGGUCACCACCAAAAAGGGCAGCAAAUGGCACCAUCAGACGCAGUCACCUCGCCAGCAUCGGCGAAACAAGUCCGCGGGCGAGGCCAGUCUAUUGGGCGGACAUGAUUCCUUGUGCUGGACAGCACCCACUACGGCGUCCUCUCUGUUGGAGGCUCCAUCGUUGGAGCCAAUGCCCCCAUCGACGGCACAUGCCAAGAGAAAGUCGGCGGUCGUACAAGAAUUGCGCUGUAUGUGGGGCAAAAUGACCAGGUCGGAUACCACCGCCGCGGUGGCUAUUUCCAAAAACUCUUCUUCUCUGGAGGCAUAUAGGCUCAACUCGGCUCAUACCGGUUGCUUCACGUAG